UGACGAAGAUCUAACAUCUUUCUUCAUGUUUGUCCCUUGAUAUGAGCAUCACUUGUCUAUGAUGUCAUUUUAAAUACAUGGCCAUGCUUAUCUCUACCAAAUUCCAGUGACUCCAGGUGUUGUACUGCAUAUAUCGCAAAUAUACUCAUCGACCACGACUUAUAGUUUAGUCAGCCAAAGGUUGAAUAGCUGACUGAAAGUCAUAUUGGGCUUUCAGCUUCUGUAGAUUAAAAUUUUCAAAUGUAAACACUGUCGCAAAUAGAGUUAGACCCAAUUCGUUGAUUUGUUUUAACCGGAACUCAAACCGAGAGGCGAGAGUGAACCAAUAUUACUAGCACAAAAUAUAAACUGUAUGAAUAGACGCCUUAGCACGUCGCGAGCGACGAUCGCGACGGGCAUUCAUAACACUAUUAAUGAUCCCUUGACGAACACAAGUGCAGCAACGAUACUGACACCACCAACUUCUGUACACGACAAUGACGAGAAAAAGCCGAAACAUCCUUUUCCCUCAACUCGACGCCACUUCUUCAACAGCCGCAAUCGACCUUCAACUUCUUCUCGACAACAACAACCGAGCAUUCUGCAGCAGGCGCAUAUAAGAUUGUCAAGGCAUCCAAAACGUUUGGCAUUCAUUGCAUUACUCUUAACUAUUAUACUAUUCUGGAUUGCCCUGACGCACUCUUCUUCGGCAAGAGAAAUAGUAUACGUUCCGCUACGCGAUCAACCGCCUUAUGACGACUUACUUACAAAACGACAAUGUACAGCAACCUUAUGUAAUUCCGAAAACCAGUGCGCGACCUGGCGACCACACCACGAACAACAACACCACCAUGACGCAGAACAGUUGAAGCAAGAAGGCAUGUAUUGUAACGUGGCCAGAAUACAAGUUGAUCUUGGAUGCGAGUUGCUCCUUAAAAAGGCAGACGGUACCUGGAUGACGAUAACACAAGGGCAGCAAAUAGAUUGUGUGGAACAAGGUUGCCAUGAUGUGGUAGAAGCGGAUCUGCAAGGCGAUCUUUAUAUUCUUGCUUCUCAACUUAAACAAUUAAUAGCAGAUCCCGCAUACAUGGAUCGAGAAAUCAUAGUUGCGCAUACUGGAACACAACCAUCAUCAUCUUCGGAUCCAUCUUCUUCGUAUGACGUGACGCUUGUGUCUCAGUUUUCAGUCAACCGGCUCGACGUAUUCACUCAAGUGCUUGAUGCGUGGCCGGGACCCGUAUCAGUUGCAAUAUAUCUUACGGAACCCAACGACGUCAACCAAUUCAAAUCAUUUUUCGCAAUUCCAGCCAAUGUGAUUCAAUACUCUCGCGUCCAUAUUGUUGUGGUCAAGCCGGAUUAUACCAAUCCCGACCGUUUGAAAUACCCCAUCAACCACCUUCGCAACCUGGCCAUUACUGCCGCGACCACCUCGCAUGUGUUUGUCAUGGAUGCCGACUUUACACCCUCCGCUAACUUUUACGCACACGCCCAUGCCGAAUUGUUAUCGGCUCUUGGCGAGCGUGGCACCUAUUCGCGCACUGCCAUGGUCAUUCCGUGCUAUGCUAUUCUCGAGUCGCACAAGGACGAUCCACUUCCGCAAAACACAGCCGAAUUGUCUACACUCGUGUCAGAUGGUAUCGCUUAUAUUACGGAUCCAGGCACCGGACAUGGCCCGACAUUGGCAACAUCGAUGCAGCUAUUGAACGGCGGCGGCCCGGACUCGCUGUAUUACGAGGUCUGUUACGAAUCGCAAUGGGAGCCCUAUUAUAUUGUGCCACGAGAAACAACACCACUCUAUGAUGCUCGGUUCCGAAACCAAGGGGGUGACAAACAGUCGCAUGCACUCCAAUUGAAUGCACUUGGGUUCCAGUUUUUGGUCAGUAACCAUGCGUUUAUCUUGCACAAAGAUCAUUCAAAAAUGCAAUGGCCUGGUGGAGGCUUUUUCAAGUCGCAAAAGGAGAAAACACCUUGGAGCUACUUUGGCGAAUUCAUGCGGGAAAUGGAGGAGCUGUAUGGAAGUAAUGUGCGAUGGCCAAGGGGAUGCAGUGCAAAUGCCAUUGGGUGGCAAACUCAAUUAAGAAAUCCACUAGGUAUGGCGAUAGGUGCAUAACGCAUGAUUGCCAUCGACAUCCUUUUGUUCUUCCAUUUUAUUAACCUUUCUUACCACCCUGUCCAUUAUUGUGAUUUCCCCACUAUUACUCUAUUGGAGCACACAUGCUUAUUGAUCCCGUUGAUUGUACACGAACUUGUAAUCCAGCCCUGCUUCAUUUUUAUCGUUUAAUACUAUAUGACUACUACAUCGUCUAAAUCACAGAUUUCAAGACAGAGAAGUGUGUAUCAUAGUACAUUGCAGGCAAACAUACAUAAGGGAGUCCAAUUUGUGUG
Molecule: messenger RNA, 2364 nt
Organism: Zychaea mexicana
Lineage: Eukaryota; Fungi; Mucoromycota; Mucoromycetes; Mucorales; Lichtheimiaceae
Product: glycosyl-transferase for dystroglycan-domain-containing protein
Exons: 4
Coding region: 353-2089 (578 amino acids)
Biological process (GO): protein O-linked glycosylation via mannose
Molecular function (GO): glucuronosyltransferase activity; xylosyltransferase activity
Source: RefSeq, a predicted model, not a curated record